Messenger RNA from Miniopterus natalensis, 3211 nucleotides. RefSeq names its product GID complex subunit 8 homolog (gene GID8). Lineage: Eukaryota; Metazoa; Chordata; Mammalia; Chiroptera; Miniopteridae. Gene Ontology annotation, molecular function: protein binding. The record is from RefSeq and is a predicted model, not a curated record.
UUUGUGUCAGGUGCUCUGAGUGUUGGCAUCUCCCACGAACCCAGGAUUUUGUCUUGAGCCCCUUUGCUUCCCUCCCCACGCUCUCUCCCUGGUUGAUCUGUGCUACCCUUGGCUGUCCAUACUUUCUGGCGGUUUCCCUAAUUAAUGUUCCCAGCGCUGAGCUCGAGAUCUGUAAUCCAGGUACCUUCUGGAGUUCCCCAGCUGCAUGUCUGAUGGGCAGCCCAAACUGGCCCUGCUCCCCAAACCUGUUCCUGUCCCAGUCCUGCCUCCUCCUCUGUGACCCCGUCCUUCAAGGGCUCAGCUUGAACUCUCCAGUUUUCCACUGAUCCCUCCACAUUCAGUCCAGCAGCAAGGCCCACGGGUGUCUCCAGCUCUUGUGCCCCAGAUCCCUCUUGUUUGGGUGGCUCCUUAUUGAUCUUCCUGCUCAAUUCUCAAAAGCCCACAUUCCCUGUUUUAAUUUUUAAAAAAGUUAUUGAAGUAUUGAACAUGUACUUUGCUAUCUAUAAAAUAGUGUCCCUAAUGUGUAUGUCAGUGACGAAAGAUAAGAAUAGUGCUCCCAGGGCUGGCACCUGCCCCACCCUCCUUCCUCAGUAGCACCUCCUGAGUUUCCCAUUUCAUGUGUGUUUACUGCAGAAGCACAUUACGUGGUUGGCCUUGUUUUUGUCCUUUACUGAACUAUCUGCCACACUUAGGCCUCUGCUGUAACUUGCUGUAUUCAUCAGCUGGUUUCUAAGCGUUGUCCAUGUGACUGUCUUCAUUUAUUUUAACCACUUUAGUAAAUCCUGCUGUGUGAACACAUGAUCAAAAUCCCAUCUCGGCAACCUAAAUCCAAAUAACUCUGAAAACCAAGUGUUUGUUUUUGUAUUUAACCUGUUUGAUGGUGAAACCUGACCUGGCAGGGGUUGUUGAAUGGCCUCUGUUCCCCUCAGCACAAAUACCCGUUUCACAGAAGAGAUGAUGUUUGAUUAUGGAGUGCUGACCUGACCUUGUGAGGAUGCCGUGUCAUAUAGUGUAGACUAUGCCAUGUAGGCUUUGUGUGGUCUGAAAAGUUCUGGAUCCUAACAAACCCUCCCAAGGGUUUGGGGCCUGGGGUUGUGGACCCAGGAACACAGUGGCAGGUACGUGCUGCUGUUUGAUGGAUGUUGGCAUGUGGCUUCUAUUUCCUGUCAUCUUGAACAGUGUUUCUGUGAACGGGCUUGUCUGUCUGGUGACAGUGGUGAGUUUUCAAGGUCUGGUCUAGCAGGAGUGGAAUCACAGGGCUGUAGAGGCACACAUGUUCGGCCUCACAAGGGCUGCCAGAUGUUUCAAAGUUCGGCCUGCUCUGACAACAGUGAGCUCUGGACAACAACUGGUCUUUGUGAUGCUGGUGGUAUCAUUCUUAGUCUUUAUCAGUCUGGUGAUCGAUUGUGAGCUCCUUUUGAGCACAUAUGUCACAGCAUAUAAUUAUUUAGCUCAUACCUCUGGCAGCUGCCCUUUGCACUUAGGGGAGAUAUCUAAACUCCCUCCUCAGUCAGCCUCACUCAGUCUGACCCCAGAUGACCUCUUGACCUCUUGGUUCUUUGACCCCUGGCUCUUUCUUGCAUUCAUCCUACCUUCUGAACACCAAGUCUUCUGCCUGGUCCCUAACCCUGAGUUCAGGUCGCAAGCCCUUUGUAUGUGCUGUUCUUGAGAUUUAAAGUAUCUUUCCACCUCCAUUGCUUCUUACUACAUCACUGUGUUUAUUUCUGAAAUGAUCACAGUUGUUAAGAGAAUUCUUCACCAAUCCCUAAAAUGUUUUUUUCCCCGUAGAAAUAAAUCAGAAUGAGUUACACAGAGAAACCUGAUGAAAUCACAAAAGAUGAGUGGAUGGAAAAACUCAAUAACUUACAUGUGCAGCGAGCAGACAUGAAUCGCCUCAUCAUGAACUACCUGGUCACAGAGGGCUUUAAGGAAGCUGCAGAGAAGUUUCGAAUGGAGUCCGGGAUCGAGCCUAGUGUGGACCUAGAAACCCUUGACGAGCGAAUUAAAAUCCGCGAGAUGAUCCUGAAGGGUCAGAUUCAAGAGGCGAUUGCCUUGAUCAACAGCCUCCACCCAGAGCUGCUAGACACCAAUCGCUACCUUUACUUCCACCUGCAGCAACAGCACUUGAUUGAGCUGAUCCGCCAGCGGGAGACAGAGGCAGCACUGGAGUUCGCGCAGACGCAGCUGGCUGAGCAGGGGGAGGAGAGCAGGGAGUGCCUCACGGAGAUGGAGCGCACGCUGGCCCUGCUGGCCUUUGAUAACCCUGAGGACUCACCCUUUGGAGACCUUCUGAAUAUGAUGCAGAGGCAGAAGGUGUGGAGCGAGGUGAACCAGGCUGUCCUGGAUUACGAGAACCGCGAGUCAACACCCAAGCUGGCAAAGUUACUGAAGCUGCUCCUUUGGGCUCAGAAUGAGCUGGACCAGAAGAAAGUAAAGUACCCCAAAAUGACAGACCUCAGCAAAGGCGUCAUUGAGGAGCCCAAGUAGACCUGUGCGGGGACCCCGCGCGUCACCGCAUGGGACUUGCUGGCAUGUCCGGCUGUGACUGGGAGAUUUUUACUGCAGUAGAGACUCCUUCCCCCACUUUACUUCUUUUUGGACCCAGCACCUUUUAAAGGGGAAAAUGGCUCUUUUAAGUGCUGGAAAGCUCGCAGAGAAAGACACCUUGUCUUCGGAAGCUUGGCGCCAACUGCACGCUUUUGGCCCGUCCUGAAGAUGGUGGCAGUGGUGCCUGGCGCUCGUAUCCUGCUCCUGAAGGGUUCCCUGGCCUCUGGGUGGUCCUGUUAGGGACACCAGUGACCCUCCAGGUCCCCCAGAAUCUAAGAGAAGCACAGAUCAUUGUCCUGCUUUCUGAGAGCUUGUGGGUGGAUGACUCGUGCUCCUCAUUCCCGUCUCUGUACAAGUUGCCCUUUCCCUGGGUUUUUGUUUGUUUUUCCAUGGCAAAGACUAUAUAAAUUUGUAAAUCCUAACUCAAAGACUUCUUGUGUAUGAGGGUACCGAGUUUGGUUUGCUUUCCCUUUGGUCUGGGCUGUGUGGCUUUGGAGGACAUGUGUGUGUGUGAGGGGUGGGCUGUGUGUGUUUUAAUUUUUCAAAUAUAUAUUUUGUUGCUGUAUGUGGUCAGAGACUCUUUCCUGGUAGAUCAGCGAACCAUCUCUUUUGGGCAGUUCUAUUGAAAAUAAAAGUUUCACUUUGAUUUCAAGAAUGACCAAAA